GAGUAUCCAAAUUAAAUGUAAUUUCAAGAGAAGGAAAGAAAAAAAACUCAAGUGGGUCUUUGAAAAAAGGCCAUUAUCACUCUCUCUUGAGCUUAAACGUCUGAUUCUGAUUGUUUCCCUUAUCACAUACGCAAGAAGAAAGUGAUCAAUAAGUUCUUGGAAUGGGAAAAUAAAGCCGUGUGAGAUUGCAAUUUGGAGCAGUUAUCAAUAAGCAAUUAAUGAAGGCUAAAGGCGGUGGACAGUUGAUUUAGAGGAGAUUUGGGGACGAAAGCUUUCUCAAACAGGGGAAAAUGGGGUUCUCUCUGUUUUCUUCUCCUUUUGUUCAUCCUCAGCUUAAACAGAUUGUGGCUAAGAUGACUCUUCUGGAUACUCUAUUGUUUUAUGUAGUUCAUUUUGUGGACAAGCUUGGGUUGUGGCAUAGAAUGCCAGUGUUUAUAGGGCUUGCUUAUUUGGGGAUUAGAAGACAUUUACAUCAGCGUUAUAAUUUGUUGCAUGUUGGAUCUAUGUACGGCCAAAAGUAUGAUCAUCAACAGUUCUGCUACAGAACGGCUGAUGGAAGUUGUAAUCACCCUUUUGAUAGUUUGGUUGGUAGCCAGGGAACUCUCUUUGGCCGCAACAUGCCUCCAUCAAAUUCUCCUUAUGGGGUACUUGAUCCUCAUCCAUCAGUGGUGGCCACAAAGCUAUUGGAAAGGAAGAACUACAUUGAUAAUGGCAAGCAAUUCAAUAUGAUUGCUUGCUCAUGGAUACAGUUCAUGAUUCAUGACUGGAUUGAUCAUUUGGAGGAUACCAAACAGGUAGAACUUACAGCUCCUGAGGAAGUUGCAAAUGGUUGUCCUUUGAAGUCAUUCAAGUUCUUUAGGACCAAGGUGGUUUCAACAGAUUCCCCUUACCUCGAGACCGGCACUCUAAACACAAGAACACCUUGGUGGGAUGGAAGUGUAAUAUAUGGCAACAAUGAGGAGGGGAUGAGGAGAGUAAGGACAUUCCAAGAUGGAAAAAUGAAGAUUACAGGAGAUGGGCUUCUUGAGCAUGAUGAAAAAGGCAUUCCCAUCUCUGGAGAUGUUCGAAAUUGCUGGGCUGGAUUUUCCCUCUUACAAGCACUAUUUGUCAAGGAGCAUAAUGCUGUAUGUGAUAUGCUAAAAGAGCAUUACCCGGACUUCGACGAUGAGCAGCUUUAUAGGCAUGCCAGAUUGGUGACUUCAGCUGUAAUAGCUAAAAUCCACACCAUUGAUUGGACUGUGGAACUUUUAAAGACUGAAACUCUUCUAGCAGGAAUGAGAAUUAACUGGUAUGGAUUUCUGGGAAAGAAGUUUAAGGAUACGUUUGGACACAUUUGUGGACCGAUACUCAGUGGAUUGGUUGGUCUAAAGAAGCCACGAGAUCAUGGAAUUCCUUAUUCUCUAACAGAAGAGUUUGCAAGCGUCUACCGAAUGCAUUGUCUUCUACCUGACAAAUUAGUUAUCAGGGACUUGAAGUCCACCAACUCAGAUUAUAGUGACCCUCCUGUCGUUGAAGAGGUGCCCAUGGAGGAAUUGGUGGGAAAAGAAGGUGAGAAAAGGCUAGCAAAAUUAGGAAUGGAACAAAUGUUGGUGUCAAUGGGUCAUCAAGCAUGUGGAGCGCUCUCUCUCUGGAACUAUCCAUCAUGGAUGAGAAAACUUAUUGCCCACGAUGUCGACGGGGAUGACAGACCAGAUCCAGUCGACAUGGCUGCCAUGGAAAUCUUCAGGGACCGAGAGAGGGGUGUUGCGAGAUACAACGAGUUUCGCAGGAAUUUAUUAAUGAUCCCCAUAAGCAAAUGGAAAGAUUUAACAGAUGAUAUAGAAGUUGUGACUGCCCUUGAAGAGGUGUAUGGAAAUGAUGUUGAGAAGUUAGAUCUACUUGUUGGAUUACAUGCUGAGAAGAAGAUUAAAGGGUUUGCAAUCAGUGAGACUGCCUUUUUCAUUUUCCUCCUCAUUGCUUCAAGGAGGCUGGAGGCCGAUCGAUUCUUUACGACAAAUUACAACUCGAAAACCUACACAGAGGAAGGCCUAGAAUGGGUAAACAAGACAGAGACACUGAAGGAUGUAAUUGAUAGGCAUUUCCCUGACAUGACAAAAAGAUGUAUGAGAUGUUCAAGUGCAUUCUCUGUCUGGGAUUCUUUGCCAAACCCAAAAAACUACAUUCCCCUGUAUCUCAGGCCAGCAACUUGAAUAAUUUCUGUCUUUCACCUAACUUUUUUUAGGAUGGACAUGCAUAAAAUGUAUCUACUACUUCAGAUAAGCAGACAAUAUGCAAUUAUAUGUAUGUACAUACAUAUUGAGGUUGCGUUUCGUUGUUUAUGUAUAAAACUAAAUUAAAUAUUUGUUUUGUAAGCAGUUAAAUGCCAAUGAGAAGUAUAAGAAGCAGACUCUUAAAAAAUAA
This is a messenger RNA of Benincasa hispida (wax gourd), 2400 nucleotides long. RefSeq names its product alpha dioxygenase. Gene Ontology annotation, biological process: response to oxidative stress. The record is from RefSeq and is a predicted model, not a curated record. Gene Ontology annotation, molecular function: oxidoreductase activity, acting on single donors with incorporation of molecular oxygen, incorporation of two atoms of oxygen; heme binding; peroxidase activity. Lineage: Eukaryota; Viridiplantae; Streptophyta; Magnoliopsida; Cucurbitales; Cucurbitaceae.